This is a messenger RNA of Daldinia vernicosa, 1210 nucleotides long. RefSeq names its product ribosomal protein L36-domain-containing protein. The record is from RefSeq and is a predicted model, not a curated record. NCBI's taxonomy places the organism in Eukaryota, Fungi, Ascomycota, Sordariomycetes, Xylariales, Hypoxylaceae. Bases 82 to 531 code for a protein of 149 amino acids. Gene Ontology annotation, molecular function: structural constituent of ribosome. The transcript has 2 exons. Gene Ontology annotation, biological process: translation. Gene Ontology annotation, cellular component: ribosome.
AAUGACCAAUAGGAGUGGACGUGACAUUGAGUUGCCCCACAUCAUUCCACAGCGGAUUUUCCAUCUUGAACCCUGUACCGCAUGUACAUUCAUACAUUCAUACAUUUUACACCUUUGCAUCAACAAAUCCCAAACGCAGUAGGUCUUAGGAGAGAGCAAUUGCGAUACCCAACCCUCCUCUCCGAAAUGGCAACCUCUUCUCUAAUAUCGUCGCUUCGGGCGCUGUCCCUUCGCGCGACACGGAUACCGAUAGCCCGACAAAUUCUGCGAGAACAUCAGCCCACUCGUAGCAUCUCCCAAGCAGCUCUAGCCCCUCGAUCGGCGGCAAGACCUACGCCGACUAUAACGAACGCAACGAGGACGAUCCAAGCCGUUACGCAGCAGCAGACGAGAGGCAUGAAGGUUCAUAGUUCAGUCAAGAAGCGGUGCGAACACUGCAAGGUCGUGAGAAGAAAGGCUGGCAAGCGACAUCGUGGUUAUCUGUAUAUCAUCUGCAGCGCAAACCCGAGACAUAAGCAACGACAAGGAUAAAGAAAUCGAGAGACAAUCCUAUAAAUGGGCCAAAAAAAAUACAAUACUUCGGGGUGUUCUGAAUUCCAGACUUGUUAUUGGCGAUUCGCGGCGUGUACGAUACAGUGUUCUAGAUGGACUAGGGAGUAUACCAUUAUAAAACCAGCGCCGAAUCGGAACCUAGACUGGCCAACACUAGCCACGACCUUUGGUGUCUAUAUAACAGGGAGGCUGCCAUUAAACACAUCUACGUAUUAUGACGUUACAUACCCCCAAUAUACCUCUCCAUGCCCUCCCAUUCCGUCUUGCCGGUCGAUAAGAGAUAGCGUAUAUGAUUUAUAUCCGUGACAUUGCGAUGCCGCUCAAACUCUCUGCGCGCAAAAUUGCGUGUCUCGGCGCGGGUAGUCGGGUCACUAAUUUGUCUCGUACCGCGGAUUAUACUGCGAUAGAGGGAUAGGGCGCGUGAACGUAAGAGGAACUAUGCAGACAUUCAUUAGCUUUUAAGUCAAGAUGGAAAUACAUAGAGAUUCAAGAGAAUAAGAAUGGACAUACAUGAUCCAGACUCAGGGCUGCACCUAGCCGGCCCUUUGGUGAGCUAGUUGCAUAGUCUCGGACGACAAUGGCAGAGCGGAAACUCGAUCUACCUUGAAUGAGGCGCAUGAGAAGGGAGGUUACUGAUAAUCGAGAGUUGAUACGAAAU